Halichondria panicea is the source of this 1295-nucleotide messenger RNA. Its product is annotated as serine protease 23-like. Bases 150 to 1187 code for a protein of 345 amino acids. The record is from RefSeq and is a predicted model, not a curated record. The transcript has a single exon. Gene Ontology annotation, biological process: proteolysis. Gene Ontology annotation, molecular function: serine-type endopeptidase activity. Lineage: Eukaryota; Metazoa; Porifera; Demospongiae; Suberitida; Halichondriidae.
GCCGCGAAAUUUGAUCAAUAUGCAGCUAGAUCUAGCCAUAGUUCUAUCUAUGAUCUAGCUAAGGAACAUUGAAGUAAACAAGAAGAGACCGAGUAUAAUAUAUAUCUGUCCGUGUGUCGUGUAUUGAUCAAGGAAACAAGAGAGGAGGGAUGACCUCUCUAGUUUACCACAUUUUGCUGGCUCUCAUCCCAUCAAUGGUACUGUCUCUACCCAUGCUGAAUUCCAAUCAGACUGACUCGUACAAUCUCAAGUUAGCCUGGGAAACAUAUUGGGUGAACUCAGGAAAGAUUGAUUCUGAAGAAGUUAUUCUGUCUUUGCCGCAAUGGACACUUACUCAGUCCAAUAAGUUACUGCACUCUUCGCGUCUGACCCGACACAAGAGAGUUGUUUUUGGGGAUGAUGAUCGAGUGAGAAUUGACCCUGCUACAGAUGGAGAGAAAUUCCCUUACACAGCAAUCAUGAGAGUAUCAACCGGCUGCUCUGGCAUAAUGGUCUCCAAGAGCCAUAUACUAACUGCUGCCCAUUGUGUGCAUGAUGGUCAACAAUACCGACAGUCUGCUUUGUUUUUCCUCCGAGCCGGAUAUCUUCAACCGGAUGGUACUACGAAAUGGGGCUAUGUCAAACGCUUUUUUGUGCCCUCUGGAUGGAAAGAUUUAUCUGAAUCUAAACAGCAUGUAAACAAAGAUUGGGACGAUUACGAUGUUGCCAUUCUCGAACUAGCCACUGAUAUGGGAGACGAAAGAGAUUUUAUUGCUCCUGGAUUAAGCGGAAUGUUUUGUGAUGGUAAAGUCAUCACGCAUGGUGCAGAUUCUAAAGUUGAGUACGUUAGCUUCCCAGAUGACAAAGAGACUAAUGCGUACUGGUAUGUUCAGACCAAGAUUGAUACAGAGUCUCCCCAUUUGAUAUAUUUCCGUGGUGAUGCCUGGCAUGGUUCUUCUGGAGCAGGACUCUACACCUGGGACUACAAUGAAGAGAGCAAGAAAUAUGAGCGAAGAGUAGUAGGUGUCCUCUCAGGGAACAGAGACGCUGAACCGAUUGCUAGUGUACAAGGAAACUUCAAUGUUGCUGCACGAUUGAACCCAGCAAACUUCCUGCUAGUGUGUCAGUGGAUUGGAGCUGAAGACAAGUGUAAAGAGAGGUACAAGAAGUACUUAGAUAAUGAUAGUUCAAAGACGCUCUGCUCUUAAUUACUCAAAACGGUUCACUUUCGUACAAGUGUAUAUCAUUUAAUUCGAAUAUAGUUGCAUGUGGAACCACAAAGACAAUAUUGUGUUAUAUCAUUUAAUUCGAAAAUA